Molecule: messenger RNA, 1338 nt
Organism: Pteropus alecto (black flying fox)
Lineage: Eukaryota; Metazoa; Chordata; Mammalia; Chiroptera; Pteropodidae
Product: immunoglobulin-like and fibronectin type III domain-containing protein 1
Exons: 3
Coding region: 269-1201 (310 amino acids)
Molecular function (GO): protein binding
Source: RefSeq, a predicted model, not a curated record
CAGCCACCGUGCCCCCCAGGUCCCGGGCAGCAGAGGGCCAGCGCUCACCUCUGCGUGUGCCCGCCCUGCGCCCCAGCCGUGUGCGUCCAGGUCUGAUUGCUCCCUGCUCAGAACCUUACGGAGUAAAAUCCAGAUGUCUGUGGGUUUUCGCCUAACGCCAUCCAGCCCCCUGCCGUCCCCCAUCCCCACCUGUGCCCCAGCCGUCUCUCCCUGAUGGCACGCUUCUCCUCUCUGCCCCCAGCCCCUCUCCCCACCACGUACACCCCUCAUGCUUCCACAGAGCCCCCCUCACGUCUCCUUUGUCCCCCAGGCUGCCCCCAUGCCGGAGGUGACCUGGCUGAAGGACGGCCUGCCUCUGCCUAAGAGAAUUGUGACCUCCACCACGGAAGGCCUCGCCCAGCUCCUGAUCCCUGUGGCCAGCAACUCGGACAGCGGCCUGUACACCGUGAGGCUGAGGAGCCUGCAGGGGAAGGAGGCUACCCACAACUUCCGUCUCAAGGUGGCAGCGUACCCGCUGGCGCCCGGGCCCAUCUGCCUGCAGGAGAACGUGCCUGGGACGGUGACGGCCGAGUGGGAGCCCUCCCCGGACGAGGCCGGGGACAUGCCACUGUACUACACGGUGCUGACGCGCUCCUCCGGGCACGGCCCCUGGCGCGAGGUGGCCAGUCGCGUCCACACCAACCGCUUCACCCUGCUGGGCGUCCUCCCCGGCCACGAGUACUACUUCCGCGUGGUGGCCAAGAAUGAGCUGGGCGCCAGCGACCCCUCGGACACCAGCCAGCCCUGGUGCCUCCCGCGGCAGCAAGCGAGGGGCACGGCGAAGGCUCCCGGCCCCCGGGAGCCCAACCUGAGCCAGAAGCCCUGGUUCCUGGUGGGCCUGCGGCCCCACCUGCUGCCCCAGGGCUGCGAGUGCUGUAUGAGCUGCGCCGUGCGAGGCUGGCCCCGGCCCCAGGUCACCUGGUUCAAGGACGACCAGAGCCUGGAGGGAAACCCUGCCGUGUACAGCACCAACGUGUUGGGCGUGUGCUCUCUGGUCAUCCCUAGCGUCACCCCCGAGGACAGCGGCCAGUACAAGGUGGUGGCCGAGAACACACUGGGCCAGGCCGUCAGCACGACCACCCUCAUCGUCACAGGUAAAGGUGCCACCCUGGCCGUGUGCCUGCCCCCAGGGGCCCUGGCGUGUCUGUCUGCUCCAGGGUGACGACUGGGCUGGGGUCAGGACGUCACGGUCCUCUGUGCAGCUUCCUGUGGACUCUGCUGUUGAACCUGGCCCUUGGUGGCCGUCCGGGGACCCUGGUUUGCCCGUCUGUAAACUGUAGCAUGUGGACAAGGUCACUG